ACCUACAUACAUGCCCUACCCUGCCCUACAUAAUAAUCUCCUCCCCCCUAACUAAAUUGACAUCAUCUAGCUCCACUAUACCCAGGGUUCUCGCCCAACCGCCGAUCGCCCCCGAUACCUAGACCCUUCUGUCGGCAGAGCCUAACCAGGUCAACGUGUUCGUCGGAACUUUACAAACCCACAAUUAUUUGCGAUCGCAUUCCCUGGGCCAUUUUAAAAAAUCCCAUCCCUCACUCGUAAAAGGAGAAAAUCGAAACAAGCGAGCAAACAAGGAAAGAAAGAAAGAAGAACGGAUCUUCAAAGUAAAGAAAAAAUUCACCACCCAACUAUCAUCCAUCACCAAUCACCACGAACAAUUGAUCUGCCAUGUGCUCAGCUCGGGAGCACCACCCGGCCUUUAAGGCGAGCUUCGCCGAAAGGGCCAGGAAUACCUCUCAUCCGUUAGCCAAUUACCUUCUCCGGCUCAUGGACCUGAAGAAGUCGAAUUUGUGCUUAAGUGCCGACGUUACCUCUGCCCGCGAACUCGUUACUUUGGCCGACAGGAUGGGACCAUCCAUCGUUGUUCUCAAGACACACCACGAUCUUGUCGCCGGAUGGGAUUUUCAUCCACAGACUGGCACCGGUGCCAAGUUGGGAGUCCUCGCACGGAAGCACGGUUUCCUCAUAUUCGAAGACAGAAAAUUUGGUGAUAUUGGAAGUACAGUCCAACUUCAGUACACCGCCGGCAGCGCUCGUAUUAUUGACUGGGCACACAUUGUAAAUGUCAACAUGGUACCUGGCAAGGCAGCGGUAAGCGCACUCCACGAGUCAGCCAAACGAUGGCGUUCCCGCGUCAACUACGAAGUGAAAACGUCGGUCUCGGUCGGCACUCCCACUUCAGACUCAUUCGAUGAAAAUGGCGAGGAAUCAGACGAGGGCCCCUUCUCCAACUCCUCGCUUGCCCCGAGAGAUCGACCUUCGUCGUCAGGUUUCCGCCCCGAUUACAACGGUAGAAAAGGUAGCAUCGUCUCCAUCACCACCCUCACGCAAUCUUUCGAACCUGUCGACUCGCCUCGCUUUUCCGGUACCAUAAACGAAGGCGACGAGCUCUUGUACGCUGGCAUCGAGGAGCCUCCAUGGGACAGGGGGCUGCUGAUCUUGGCGCAGAUGUCGAGCGAGGGAAAUUUCAUGACCAAGGAAUAUACGGACGCCUGUGUCGAGGCGGCCAGAGAGCACAAGGACUUCGUGAUGGGCUUCAUAUCUCAGGAAUCGCUCAACAGUCAACCCGACGAUAGCUUCAUCUCGAUGACACCGGGCUGCCAAUUGCCCCCUGAUGGAGAGGGCGAGGAGGAUGGCGAAGUGGAGGGUGACGGCCUUGGCCAGCAGUAUAACACGCCUGCGAAACUGGUGGGGCUAUGCGGUAGCGAUAUCAUCAUUGUUGGACGAGGCAUUCUCAAGGCAGCAUCACCGCCGGUGGAAGCAGAGAGAUAUCGUAGGAAAGCGUGGAAAGCAUACCUCCAACGGACAGGGCAAGAAAUAUGAAGAGGGUCUCUCCUACUACUACUAUACAGGCGUAUUACACCAAGCGGAUCUACAACAUCAAACACGGAUGACCAUUUCAUCCCGGAGCCUGGAGUUCUUUUUGGCUUUGUAGUAAGAUAGUCGUGACUAUGUGAUUAGGGAACUUCUGGCCAGCAAUAC
This is a messenger RNA of Hypoxylon fragiforme, 1680 nucleotides long. RefSeq names its product Orotidine 5'-phosphate decarboxylase. The coding region runs from base 367 to 1521 and encodes 384 amino acids. Gene Ontology annotation, molecular function: orotidine-5'-phosphate decarboxylase activity. Gene Ontology annotation, cellular component: cytosol. Lineage: Eukaryota; Fungi; Ascomycota; Sordariomycetes; Xylariales; Hypoxylaceae. Gene Ontology annotation, biological process: 'de novo' UMP biosynthetic process; 'de novo' pyrimidine nucleobase biosynthetic process. The transcript has a single exon. The record is from RefSeq and is a predicted model, not a curated record.